GCAUAACAUAUAUUUUUAUAGAAAAACCAAUGAUCCCUACCCGGUUUCCUCUGCAACGAAAACGCUCAAGCUAAUCGAGGGACAGGAAGUGGAGGAAUUGAUCCCAUAUCCGUUCUUUGCUGAGAGAACUUAGUUCAUUUUCCAUCUCAACAGCUAGAGAAAAGAACAGAAUCUUCCAACGCUAGCUGAUAAAUCAAACGUUCAUAACCAAGUUCAGAUCGAGCGAAGGGAAAUCCCACGAGAAAAGUGUACUGCGGCAUUUUUAUUAAAUGAAUCUGCAAAAAGCCAAUCAAUCAUUAAACGAUAUACAGAAACCACCUUUUUAACGAGAAGCGACAAAAAAGUGAUUACCCAUGUUAUUGUAGACGAGUUCAAGGAUAGAUUCGGAAGACUCACACCCUUUGAACUACAGCUUCGAGCCACUGAAUUAGGAAACAUUUUUCCAAGCGAACCGCAGGAAACCUGGUACCAGCCUACGAGCAGUAAGGAUAGUAGCGGAAAUAAAAUAAAACUACGGAAGCAGGCAAAAAAAAGGCUCCACGACAAAAACUUGAAUUAUAAAUCAGUGAUCAGGGUUUGUGAAUCUACAGCACAGCAGCAAGUUCAACCAUCCGAGUGUAAUUCACCUGCAGUUUCCAAAGCACAACUGACUUAAUAUCAGCAAGUUAAAUCUUGGCUCGUGCACACCCAAGACGAAUGGGAAGAAGUACGCAGAAAGUGGAAAUUGUACAGUGUUGUACGCUGCCUGGAGCUGGCUAAAUUGGAAACCAAUACCUGCGCUUCUGUAUUGAAUGAGCUUCCCACGCUACGCAACCGCCAAGGAUAUCAACUCAUACAAUUAGAUUUCCAGGAGCGGUAUCCCGGAAAAGAUACGCUUUUAUUCGACCGGUGGUCAAGAUUCAUUGAUGCUAUUCGACCAAUAUUGGAUGUUGAAGUAACAGAUUCCGAAGGGAGGUCUCUCCUAGCUCUUUUCAACAGUGACAACAUAAAUGGAGAUGCCCGUGAUGCAAUCGUGGUUUCACUUAUAGCCUAUAUUUUUCCCAGUCCGAUUCUUAUCCUUCCAGAAAAGGUCCGUUGGAAACCAUCAAUUCAAGAAUCCAAAGAAAGUGUUUUUGUUUAUGUUCCAAAUCUGUCGUGUUUGGAAGCAACUCUGGCACGGUUGUUUGAUGCAUGGCGUAUUAAAGGAGUGCCUGCAGCACCUUUUAUAGUCGUAUUUGGAGAGAGUGAGACGAACCUCACUGAUUUCAUACUUUGGAACGACACUGUUUCAUACAAAUUUCCAAAUUUUUUGAAGGCACUAGACAUCUGCCUCAAGUUCUACAAAGCAUACGAAAUCGAUUUUCCUCGACAAUCUAGAGCUACUUGGACUUUUUUAUGUGAAUGCUUAUUUGAUUUCACGUGUAGCUCUGAUCUUGCGAACGUUAAAGCGUUACGUUUAGCGAUAGGCAAUAGAAUCUACGAAAAAUGAUCUCAUGCAUUGUAGAGCACUGCAUGUGGCAGACAACAUCACUGCAUCGAUUCUAACUGCCAUAUUAACAACAUGCAUAGCAACAUACAAUGUUUUCGAUGCAACAUCGACAAUUGCACGAGGAGCUACAAUAUAAGAGCAUCAUUCAAUAGACACUUUAAGAAACACUUUACCACCGCUGAAGAGAAAAUAUCAAUCCCAAACCACAUUGCUUCGAAAGAAAACGUCAAAGAAGUCACAAACAGUGUUUCUAAUUCAAAUGCCGAACUCAAGUCAUCGACCGCAGGAGCAGAUCAAAUGAUUCGAAGCAAAACACCAUUGACAUCAUUAGAAGAAGGUUUGAAUAAAAUUGACGUAAUCGAUCCUGCUGCUCUAACAGAGCAAGUGGAAAAUGUGAUACCCGGUGUGAACCCUAAAUGGUUGAGCAUGCCCACGGUUUCUAGGAAAACUGUUUCUGAAUUUCAAAAUGAUUUUAAUCAAAAUAUAUUACGUCAGUUAAGGGCGAUUAUUAUUACAAUGUCGUCGAUUGGGUAUAUUGCCUCCGAAGGAAAACAGAUAUUUGAACAAAUCUUUAAUAUGUUUGAUGACCUUAACUCUGAACACAAAUGUGUUGGAAUACUCAAACGAUAUGACUUGUUAAUGGAACCCAGAGAAUUUUUAAUUAGUAACGAAGUACGUGCAGGCGUGUCGCAAAACAAACAAGAAAUCAGCAAUGAUUCCGUAACUGGUUUAUUGAUGCCUAUCAAGUUUCACAUGAAAAAAUAUCUCGAAGCUGAAAAUGUUUUGGAAACAAUUUUGAAAUACCUCGAGCCUUCUAGUGAUGGUUAUAUCCGCAGUCUCGUAGAUGGUACAAUUUGGCAGGAGAGAGUUAACAAUCUCAAAUCCAACGUGGGCGCAAAUAUAGUGCUACCAUUGAAUUUAUUUUUCGAUGAUUUCACAACAGGAGACACCGCUUCGCCUCACGCCACUCGAACCUCUAUCUGUGGGAUAUAUUAUUAUAUUCCUAGCCUGCCAGGUUAUUUACUAGCGAAACUUGCCAACAUGCAUGUAGCCGGAUUCAUUUUAACAGAAGAUAGAAAACGAUAUGCAAAUGACGAUUUAUUUUUUAGUCUCAUUGACAUGCUAACUGAACUAGAGACAGACGGUAUUGAAAUCAACUACAGGAACAGCACAAUGAAAAUUAAUUUUAUGUUGGCUUUUAUAACUGGUGAUAACCUUGGACUUUCUGGAGUACUUGAUUUAGUUGAAUCCGUUCGGGCCAACUUCUAUUGUAGGAUGUGCAAGCGGAAUCGUCAGGAAAGAGAAACUGAUUGUAUUGAAUACGAGAACAGUUUCCGGACAAUUGAAAGUUAUGCAGAAGAUAUAAAAGUUAAUGACACAUCGGUGACCGGGAUAAAGCGAGAAAGUAUUUUCAACCGUAUUCCAUCAUAUCACAUAAUAAAUAAUGUUUAUUUCGAUUUGAUGCACGGUGUAUGGGAAGGCAUUUGCGUAUAUGUAUUAGGACACUGCUUAAAUUAUUUCAUAAAGAUAAAAAAAAAUAUUUACUCUCGAGGAACUUAACUUUAGAAAAAACACGUUCGUUUUUGGAAACCUGAGCUCUGGUAACAUACCGAAUGAUGUAAAGGAUUUUAGCAUUAUAAAGGGAAAGUUAAAAAUGACAGCGAGUGAGAAUAAAACGUUUAUAACUUUUUUCCUCUAAUAAUUGGAGAGUUAAUACCUAAAGACGAUAAAGUUUGGCAUUAUUUCUGUGUUUUAUUGAAAAUAUGUUAUUUUUUCAUGUUACGUAAAAUACCCCGUUAUUUAGUACCAACAUUGAAGGAUUUAAUUUUCGUUCAUCAUUCACAGUACCAAACAUUGUUUAAUGAUACGUUGAAACCAAAGCAUCAUAACAUUACCCAUUACGCUACUUUUUUACUAUGCUCAGGCACACCUCGUCAUCAGUGGACUAUGAGAGGAGAAGCCGAACAUAAAGAUGCUAAGCAAUAUAGCAGAGUUAAUAAUAAUAAAAUUAAUUUGUGCAAAUAACUUGGGAUUAAAUAUUGCUAUAAUUCUGCAAACAACGUCAUAAACAACAAUUUUGUAACUCCUUCUAUCGAUCUUAGUAAAUCUAAUAGAACAAGUCUCAUGGUAUCUUCUAAAUACGAAAAAAAAAAACAUAAAAUUUUGGUCGAAACAAGUUAGGACGCUGUCGUUUCAAUGGAAAUGAAACUUCAACUCAAAUAUAUUUCUAUUUGAAGGUUGUUCUGUCAAAAUUGGUGAACAAUCGCGCAUAUUGUUAAAAUAACAGCAAGCCCUGGUUAUUCUAAUAAUAAUUUUGCAUAAGCCUCCGAAUAAACAAAAAUGCUGUUGUUUGUAACUCUCUUUUCUUUUGAUUCUACAGUGUUUUUUUCUGCGUGUUAGCACGUUCGUUUU
This is a messenger RNA of Wyeomyia smithii (pitcher-plant mosquito), 3880 nucleotides long. RefSeq lists its product as uncharacterized. NCBI's taxonomy places the organism in Eukaryota, Metazoa, Arthropoda, Insecta, Diptera, Culicidae. The record is from RefSeq and is a predicted model, not a curated record. Bases 1541 to 3028 code for a protein of 495 amino acids. The transcript has 7 exons.